Messenger RNA from Trematosphaeria pertusa, 981 nucleotides. RefSeq lists its product as uncharacterized. The transcript has 2 exons. Bases 1 to 981 code for a protein of 326 amino acids. The record is from RefSeq and is a predicted model, not a curated record. Lineage: Eukaryota; Fungi; Ascomycota; Dothideomycetes; Pleosporales; Trematosphaeriaceae.
AUGGAUGCCGAAAACACGACAUACUGGAGCUUUCCACCCGCCCUCAAUAUCUCAUUCCGCCAGGCAUAUGCGGAAGAGACCCAACAGCUCUACCUGCACAACAUAACCACCGCAACCCGCGGCAUAGAACCGCUCAUCGUCGACGCAGUUCAUAACCUCACUUUCGCCCAGCGGCUGGCAGAUGGCUUCAGCAAUGACGGGUUCGGCACCCAAGAAGCCGCAGUACGGCAAGGAGACGUCAUAGAAUUCGAGUGGCAGGAUAGCGUGAACAGGACCAUAGAGCUGAACUGCAUGGUCUGCAGUACCGGCGCUCAAGGCGGCUCUAUCGAAAGCGCUUGCGACAAUUAUACGAACACCGAACACCUUUCCGCUCGUACAAACAUCUCAAGCCCUUUACUCCCCGGUGAACAGUGGAUCUUCCCAACGCUAGAAGACUACUUCGCCCUACCCAACGAAACGUGCGGCAUAUGCAUCCUCACCCUGUAUUCCAUGCUGGGCUGGAGUACUUCCGAUUACUCGAUCCCCUUCCCCGUCCUCCAACAACCCACCACGCCGCACAAACUGUUCAACGCCGAGAACCCAACCGGGACUCCAGAUCCCAGCAUCCCCACCUUGACACCCGUUCCGGAGCACGGCAAACCAAACGUGGGCAUGAUCGUUGGCGUCGUCGUCGGUGUGUUGGGCGGCGCAGCACUGCUCGCACUACUCUGCUGGUGGCUCUGGAGGAAGGGCAGGGCAAAGACAAAAGUCCUCGAGAGCUCCGCGAGUUCCACGGCCGACCAGAUCGAGGGCGCAAGCGUGGGAGGUGCUAAUAGAGGCGCACCCGAUAUCGCCUUACAGCGCAUACAAGGUGUAGUCCGCAGACCAGACUCAAGAGCGAGCGAGGUGCCGCCGCCGUACCACGAGGCUAUUCGCGAAGCCAACACCGACAGCCCACCGCGAGUCAUACAAACACAACCUCGAGCAGCCCGCUACGAGUGA